CGGUGGCGCUCGCGGGCUCCUGCCGCUCCCACGCGCGCGGGCGGCAGGGGCGGGGCGGGAGAGCGCGCCGGGGAUUUCCAGCGGGGAGAGGAAGUGCCUGCGAGAGAGUGCGUGAGGGCGCGAGAGAGCGCGGCGCGGCCGCCGCGUGCGCGAGCCGGGGUUGCAGCCCAGCCGGGACUUUCCAGCCGGCGGCGCGGCGGCGGCCGCCGGCCCUUCCCCGCCCCCCGACAUGGGGCUGCCCGGGGAGCAGGACGCUGCGGACCGCGGCGGAGGACGCGCCCGGCUCUCCUGAGCCUGCCGAGCGGCGCGGACUGCGAGAUGAGGAAAAUGAGGCCCAAAGAAGUUAUGCCACUGGCUUAAGGUCCCAAAGCAGGCCAGAACCAGAACUAGGAUCAGAAACCUGGCUCCUGGUUCUCUAUUCUUCUAAGGAUGCUUUCCUGACAAAAGAGGUAAGGAACUCCACUUACAUGAAUUGAAGAAGGAUAAGGUUGGCACUGUUUUGCUUCUGUCUUUAUUGAAGUCUCUUCCUCCCUAAUCACGGAUCACGCUUCAGCGGAGCUCCUUAUAGCAUAUGAUACACAGCUAACUCAAGUGUGGCUAGAACACCAAUUCAUCAGUCUGUCAAAUGUUCUGCUGCCGGCGUUUGUUCCUAUUCGUCCCUGACUGUGAACCACUCAUAAGGGCAGCAAGAGGCGCAAGAACAGGGCUUGGAAGGAGCAACUCCACCUGGCCCACUGGAUACCUGCCUCCCAGGACGCCCAGGAUCUCAGGAGUAGAAAGAAUUUGGCACUUUCUUUUAAUUUCUCUUUCCUAAAAUGGAGUCAAGUAAAAAGAUGGACUCCCCUGGCACAUUGCAGACUAACCCACCACUAAAACUCCACCCGGACCGCAGCUCUGGGACAUCAGUUUUUGUCCCGGAACAAGGAGGUUACAAAGAAAAGUUUGUGAAGGCAGUGGAGGACAAGUACAAGUGUGAGAAGUGCCACCUGGUGCUGUGCAACCCGAAGCAGACUGAGUGUGGACACCGGUUCUGUGAGACCUGUAUGGCUGCCUUGCUGAGCUCCUCAAGUCCAAAAUGUACAGCGUGUCAAGAAAGCAUCAUUAAAGAUAAGGUGUUUAAGGAUAAUUGUUGCAAGAGAGAGAUUCUGGCUCUUCAGAUCUAUUGUCGGAAUGAAAGCAGAGGUUGUACAGAACAAUUAACACUGGGACAUCUGUUGGUGCAUUUAAAAAAUGAUUGCCAGUUUGAGGAGCUUUCAUGUGUGCGUGCUGACUGCAAAGAAAAAGUCUUAAGAAAAGACCUGCGUGAUCACGUAGAAAAGGCUUGUAAAUACCGGGAGGCCACGUGCAGUCACUGCAAAAGUCAAGUCCCCAUGAUCACAUUGCAGAAACACGAAGACACCGAGUGUCCCUGCGUGGUUGUAUCCUGCCCUCAUAAGUGCAGUGUCCAGACUCUGCUGAGGAGUGAGUUGAGUGCACACUUGUCAGAGUGUGUCAAUGCCCCCAGCACCUGUAGUUUUAAGCGCUAUGGCUGCGUUUUUCAGGGCACAAACCAGCAGGUCAAGGCCCACGAGGCCAGCUCUGCAGUGCAGCAUGUCAACCUGCUAAAGGAGUGGAGCAGCUCCCUGGAAAAGAAGGUUUCCUUGCUGCAGAAUGAAAGUGUAGAAAAAAAUAAGAGCAUACAAAGUUUGCAUAAUCAGAUCUGUAGCUUUGAAAUUGAAAUUGAGAGACAAAAGGAAAUGCUUCGAAAUAAUGAAUCCAAAAUACUUCAUUUACAGCGAGUAAUAGACAGCCAAGCAGAGAAACUCAAAGAGCUCGACAAAGAGAUCCGUCCCUUCCGGCAGAACUGGGAGGAAGCAGACAGCAUGAAAAGCAGUGUGGAAUCCCUUCAGAACCGUGUGACGGAACUGGAAAGUGUGGACAAGAGUGCUGGGCAGGUGGCUCGGAACACAGGCUUGCUGGAGUCCCAGCUUAGUCGGCAUGACCAGAUGCUGAGUGUCCACGACAUCCGCCUGGCUGACAUGGACCUGCGGUUCCAGGUCCUUGAGACUGCCAGCUACAAUGGCGUGCUGAUUUGGAAGAUCCGAGAUUACAAGCGGCGGAAGCAAGAGGCCGUCAUGGGGAAGACCCUGUCCCUUUACAGCCAGCCAUUCUACACAGGCUACUUUGGCUAUAAAAUGUGUGCCAGGGUCUACCUGAAUGGGGAUGGGAUGGGGAAAGGGACACACUUGUCGCUGUUUUUUGUCAUUAUGCGUGGAGAGUAUGAUGCUUUGCUUCCUUGGCCGUUUAAGCAGAAAGUGACGCUCAUGUUGAUGGAUCAGGGGUCCUCUCGGCGUCAUUUGGGAGAUGCAUUCAAGCCCGACCCCAAUAGCAGCAGCUUCAAGAAGCCUACUGGAGAGAUGAAUAUUGCCUCCGGCUGCCCAGUCUUUGUGGCCCAAACUGUUCUAGAAAAUGGGACAUAUAUUAAAGAUGAUACAAUUUUUAUUAAAGUCAUAGUGGAUACUUCGGAUCUGCCAGAUCCCUGACAAGUAACUUGGGAGGUGAAUUUAGCAGAAGGUAACUCCUUUGGGGGGUUUGAACCAGGCUGUCUUCACUGAGGUCCUCAAGCUCUGAAAAGGACCUUGUGGAACGGAGGAAGCGGCAGAAAGUGGACGCACAGCCGGCAGGAGAAGCCACAUGAGAACAUACACCUGACAUGUUUUGUAUAGACUAGCAACACUUCACUCUGAAGAAUUAUUUAUCCUUUAACAAGAUAAAUACUGCUGUCAGAGAAGGUUUUCAUUUUCAUUUUUAAAGAUCUAGUUAAUUAAGGUGGAAAACAUAUAUGCUAAACAAAAGAAACAUGAUUUUUCUUCCUGAAACUUGAACACCAAAAAAAGAAAACACACGUGGGGAUAGCUGGACAUGUCAGCAUGUUAAGUAAAAGGAGAAUUUAUGAAAUAAUAAUGCAAUUCUGAUAUAUUCAUUCUAAAAUUCAAGAGUGCAAUCUUGUUUCAAAUAUAGUAUAUUGUCUAUUUUUAAGGCCUCAUCUGGUCUCUGUUUUAACAAUUUGUUUGUCAGAAGACCCUGAAAUAACCUAGGUCUUUUUUUUAAAAUCUCUAAAUUCAGAAUCACUUUUUAAUUUAAAGUUCUACAAAUAAUUGUUACUGCAAACAUUUUAUUUUAAAAUGUCGAUAGACUGAUAUUUCUUGGAAGAAAAUGUAAAAUAUCAAACACUGGUUAUCACUUGUGAUAGGAAAGAGAAUAUUCAAUCUGUUGUUAUUUCUCGUUAGAAAUGUAAACCUUCAAUAUCUGUCGUAGUUAAUGACACUACUUCAAAAUUAUUAUGAAAGGAACAUUGCUCAUGGAUGCUGUGCAUCAUUUUCAGAUUUAUAAUUGUUUUCACCCUAAAAUAGGGCAUUAGUUGAACUUUGGAGUUCUGAACAAAAUCCUGUAGGUUUUUAAAAUUCUGCCCCAUGUGUUCAGACUAGCCUUCUGUGGCUGACAACACCGGCCUUGGUCUCUGUGUCCAGUGUCCAGGGGUGGCAGGAGUCUGCGCUGAGGGCCCGGCAGGUGUGUCUGUUCAUUCUGUCAUCUCGCUGCAUUUUGUUAAUGAUCUGUGUAAACAACAUCUUUGCAUAGAGAUGGUGGCAUACGGUACAUGUGCCUUAGAUGUGACAUGCUGCUUUUUGACCCUGGGUUUUCGUUUAGCAUAAUUCUAGAAAGUGCUAGUUUAACCAGACUUUUCUCUCUACCACUAGAUCUUUAUCUCUUCAAGGCCCUCAGGCAACUCUGUACCUGCUGAGGGAGGCAAGGCUCCAUUGUUGCCUUCGGAGCCCCUACUACUUAAUUACCACAAAUUCCAAAUGUCUAGGCCCCAAAAGUGAGCUGCCUGGUCCAAGCAUGGCUUGGUCCUACCCUAAGGGAGGCAGGUAUGGGGCAGAACCCGAGCCUCUCCUCGUGCCCCCACCAGGCCAUUAGAGCCUACACAUCUCGAAGCAGAACCCCCUGAGCAUUCUAGAAACAGCUGCUCUGGGGAGUUACCCAGGCUGACUGACGGACAUUCCGAACCACCCCUCUGGCAGGAAAGGUGGCCACAGGGCUUAUUGUCCCAGCCUGUGCCUGCCCAGAUGGCAUUCUCUUAACUCACUGUUUACUGUCUCUCAAAGGUCCAACUGUGAUGAGAAGCCUAGAGCCCUGCCCUGUACCCCUUUUGCUAUGCACCACACUUCAUGGUGCUCUUACCACUGAUGGGUGCUACACGUGACGGGUGCUUCUUAGGCAAACCAAUGUGUGCGAACCACACCUGUGCCACUCGUUCAACAGCCGCGCCCACAAUUGAUCAGCUGGGCUGCGCACUUAAGACUGCCUGCCUCUGGGCCCUCCCCUUGGCUGCGCACAGGGACAGCUUGGCUGGUGGCCCACCUGUCUCUGGUGCUGCCGUCUGUCCUGGGUGUGCCUUCGCCCCAGUGCCUGCUGGAAGUGCCCUCCUGUUGCACACCCAUCCCUGUGCUUCCACGAGGGACCUCGUUAGUUCCAUGUACCUGCCGUGCCCUUUCGUGGUUAAAGUGCUCGUCUGCCUUUCCUUUCUCCACUCUCCUGGGAUUGUUUUGGGGGAAAAUUAGUGUCAUUGGUCCUGCCCCCAUAAAGGAAUCAUGUGUCCCUGUUCAUAAAGGAAGGACUUACUACAGGAGCUCAGAAAACACUCUUCCCUCAAGGUGUCCCCGGCCUUCUGCAGGCCUGUCCUCUGGGCUCUACCCUGGAGACCUGAAGAAGGGAGGACCUCCUGACAGUUCCUCUCUGGCCUCAGGUGGCUUUCCUGAGACCAGGGAUUAAUAACAGGGACACCUCUGUAACUUCCUUUCCCAUUGCUAAAAAUGUGUACAAUAUUCAACAGAAUUUCCCCAUCUGGAUUUAAAUCCUGGCCUGGGUGUGGGCCGUGCAGAGCACUCUUGGGAGUACCCAUCAUAGGUGGGACAUUCCCAGUAUCCCUUCCUAGACAGAUGCUUCUGAUGAGAUACAGCAGAGCCCUCUUGGCCUCUCACCUAGGGGGCCUGUAGGAUGUAACCUGAGUAACUGGCUCUGUUCUCUGGGGUGAGGCGUGGCCUAUGUCCUAAGCUUCAUCUCCAUAUGAUUUGAUUAUAUUGGGGGCACGUACCUUCUGGUACUCAGGACUUGUGGGAAGGUGGUCUCAGACAGUAUUUCACACUAUCCUGACUGGACGUGCCUGUGUCACUCCAUCCUAGGACUCCUUGCCUGGUGCUUGCCGCCUGGGCCGGCCUGGGGUUGUGGCCUCCUUGUGGUGGAGGCCCAGCUGCCUGGCAGGCCAGUGGUCGGCCCUCCCACUUCACAGGGUCCCGGCAACAAGUGUGAAGGGUGAGCACAUGUUUUGUAUAUGCUUCCCACUUACCAAAAGUGACAAAAUUUCCAAGCAGGACAGAACUGUUGAAUACUUCAAAGACAUCAACACUGAGUCCUUUGUACAUGAAUUAAGCCAGUCUGCUACACUGUCACCUUCUUAACAGAAAUGAAAACUAUCUCCUGUUUCUAUUUGCCUCAAGCAGUUUCUCUUGAACUCUGUGGCUCUGACUGCUCCUUGCUGUUGGGACACUGGUGUGGAGUUGGCUACUGAUGGCUGCAGUGGUCUAGACCAGGCAUACAUGAUGGGCACAGCUCUUCCCAUGGCCACACAGCCACACACAGGCUAUAGCAGACCCAUGGUGGGGCUCAAAAGCCUGACCCUCUAAUUUUAGGGCUUGUGCCAGGAGAGCCAGAGCAGCUGGAAGUUGGGUGUGUCUGUGAUGCUGGGGGGGCCAGGCUGUGGUCAGCUGUGGGGGGUCACUUUCCAUCAAGGUUGGGGGGCUGAGAGGUAGAAGUGAGGCCUUUUGGGACCUUUGCUGGCCCUCUUGGCUCUGGCUUCUGAGUGGGCUGGAGUCAGCCUCAGUGGACUUUUAGAAGAAGCUCAGCUUCCAGGCUCCCCAGGUUCAUGGGUAGCAUAGAGGAAGCAAGGUAGGAAUUUGCGUGAAUUAUUUUAAGGCUUGCCAUACAAGAUGGUUGUGUGUUUUCCCAGAGAGAAAAUCUCAACUGGAAACCUGGGUUAAGGCUGUGACACAGUGGUGUGUGUUCACAUGUAGAUGGGCAGAGGAGGGUCCUCAUGUGGCCUGUGUCUUGGCCCUAAUUCAUGACCCCUUCCUAGAGCAACCUCUAUCAAAGGAUGGCGCUGUGUCUCUUUGAUGCCAAAAAACUGGUUGAACUGGGAAGCUGUGCUCCAGUGGCUUCUCCCCACCUCCCUUUCUCUGUUCCUCCCCAUGUCUUCUUUGGCUUGUGACACCAGAGAACCACAGUUUGAAGUGCAGCAGCUCCUCUUCCUGGGAAAGCCACCUCCACCAGGGCCCUGUAGACCCACUAACCACCAAAUUCCCCACUGAAUUGGCUAUUUGGCAGAAAGCUUCCCCCUGACCACAUGUGACCCACCUCAGCCGGAACAGGGGUGUCAGGCACAGUCCCACAGGUAUGGUCAGCUGCCUCCCCAGACCACCUUGGUCUGCUCCAGGGUCCUCAGUUGCUCAGGCCAGGGGCCAUGUGUGCUUGUGGACACCUGGCUGUCCCAAUGUCAUCAGUAACAGUGCCCCCUGCACUCAACAGUGUCUGGAGGUGGUCACCCAUGGUGGGCCUGGCAUGGAUAACAGCAAAGGAAAAGGUGUCUGGAUGGAUCUUUAAGCAGCAGCAGGGUGCUAAGGGGGCCUAAGGGGCGACCAGGGAAGGCACUAACUCCUUCUCUUUCUGCACAUGGAGGGGUGGUGCAGGGACUUGACAUGCCCUCCACUGACACUCCAGCCUGGCGGGGGCAGAGUACAGACUGUCUAUGGGGGCCUCUUGCACAUUCCCCAGCCCUCCCAGAUGCAUCCUCUGCUUGGGGUAAUUACUGCAUUGAAAAGGGCUCAGGCAAAGGUGUAAGGUACUAGUUUUUUACUUUUAGUCCAGAUCUUACCAGACUGCAGAAGGAGACUUGGGGAAAAUUUUGAGAACUCCUCCACGUUUGUGCUUGUGAGGAUAAAUGAGAUCUGUCACCCAAAUCUACUUCUCAGCUCAAGACCAUGGUUCUGUCUUCCGUUUGCAAAUCUCAAUAGCUCUGUUUUCUCUAAAAUAGAGAGUGCCCAUUAGGGUCUAGAUCAGAUGAGGUCAGUGUCGGCAGGUGGCCUGGGCUUCAUUACUGUCUCAUUCUGGCUGGUGCUGACUGUCCUGGGCACUGGCAUUCGGGAGCUGGACUGGUGGGAGUGAGGCAAGGCCAGCAGCUCAUCACAGAGGCCCAGAAACAUCCUAGGGGCCUUUUCCACCCGCUUCAGGUGUGCUCUGGACACCACUACAUGGCAGACACGACAGACGUGUCAAGCUGUGGCCAGCCUUGGGACUGGUUGUUGUGUGGUUGAGGAGGCCCUCAAGGCCACGCAGAGCUUGCAUUUCAUUUCUCCUGCUGCGCUGUGUCAGAAUUUGUCUUGUGAACUCUUGCGUGUAAAAGAGGUUAAAAGUCCAGGAUUGCUGUACCACUCCUGUAAUUAGUGACAGUUGGUUUUUAUAACUUAGCCCCCUCAGACAAGUAAGAUAAUCUUCAACAGCAAACUGAAUGACUUAAUUGGAAAACAACAAAAGCUGGCAUUAUUUCCAAGGAUUUCUAUAAGAAUUAUCUAUAGAACAACAUCUGUGAUAAAGGAAGUGUAUAAACCAAUGUAGACAAUUGUAUAACAUUUUUAGAAUUGCAUUCUUUUCUCUGAUGGUACACCUUUUGUGUUCAGUUCUAUAACCCAAAAAACAAAGACCAAAGAAGGCCUAUCUCUCAUUUGACUCUGUAUUUUUAAUCUGCCUGUUUUAAAAAUUGCCGUCUGUAGUAACUGCUCGCUGUGAGGACCCAUCUUGACAGUCCAAGUGAUUGUGACCAGUGAUUCACGUCCUGUGUUUUUCUGCUCUUCUAAGAAAAAACAAAAAGAGUAUAAGUUAUUGCUCAGCAAUAAUCAUGUUGUUAAUAUGAGUUAGCAACAUGUCCAAUUUUCUGAUAGCAUUAUUGUGUUUUAUAUUUUAUUUACUGUAUAUUAUGUUUGAUUUUAUUUGGUAUUUAUUUGUGUUUUGAGGUCUUGCAAUGUUUUUGUGUUUCUGAUGCUAAUAACUAAAGUUUGUUAAGACUGCAGAAUGCGUAACUUUGAAAUGCUAAACUGUCUUAUUAGAGGAAAAUAAAUUGGACGACCAAG
Molecule: messenger RNA, 8219 nt
Organism: Nycticebus coucang (slow loris)
Lineage: Eukaryota; Metazoa; Chordata; Mammalia; Primates; Lorisidae
Gene: TRAF3
Product: TNF receptor associated factor 3
Exons: 14
Coding region: 816-2522 (568 amino acids)
Biological process (GO): regulation of apoptotic process; tumor necrosis factor-mediated signaling pathway; regulation of defense response to virus
Cellular component (GO): plasma membrane signaling receptor complex
Molecular function (GO): tumor necrosis factor receptor binding; zinc ion binding
Source: RefSeq, a predicted model, not a curated record